Lodderomyces beijingensis is the source of this 2946-nucleotide messenger RNA. NCBI's taxonomy places the organism in Eukaryota, Fungi, Ascomycota, Pichiomycetes, Serinales, Debaryomycetaceae. The record is from the annotation of a GenBank genome assembly.
AUGUCUUCCCUUUUGAGUACACCUGGUGGUGAGAAAUGGACCGCACCCAUUGUAAGGUCAACUUUUUUGGACUUUUUCAAGGACAACAGCCACACCUAUGUCGCUUCGUCGUCGGUGGUUCCUCACAAUGACCCUACCUUGUUGUUUGCCAACGCCGGUAUGAACCAGUAUAAGCCAAUUUUCUUGGGAACAGUGGACCCUGCGAGCGACUUUGCUUCUUUGAAGAGAGCCGUCAACUCGCAAAAGUGUAUCCGUGCCGGCGGUAAACACAACGAUUUGGAAGAUGUUGGUCGAGACUCGUAUCACCACACUUUUUUCGAAAUGCUUGGUAACUGGUCGUUUGGAGACUAUUUCAAAAAGAAAGCCAUUGGCUGGGCUUGGGAGCUUUUGACCAAAGUUUAUGGCUUGGAGAAGGAUAGAUUGUACGUCUCCUACUUUGAAGGUGACGCCAAGCAGGGGUUGCAGCCAGAUUUAGAAGCUAAGCAGUUGUGGCUAGACGUCGGUGUUGCCGAAGACCAUAUUUUGCCCGGUAACGCCAAGGACAAUUUCUGGGAAAUGGGCGACCAAGGUCCUUGUGGUCCAUGUUCCGAAGUGCACUAUGAUAGAAUUGGAGGCAGGAACGCUGCCUCCUUGGUGAACAUGGACGACCCCAACGUGUUGGAGAUCUGGAACUUGGUGUUUAUCCAGUUUAACCGUGAGGCCGAUGGCUCGUUGAGACCAUUGCCAAACAAGCACAUUGACACCGGUAUGGGUUUUGAAAGAUUGGUGUCUGUCUUGCAAAACAAGUCUUCGAAUUACGAUACCGAUGUGUUUUUGCCGAUAUUCGAGAAGAUAAGAGACAUCACCGGCGUCAGACCAUACACUGGGAAAUUUGGCUUUGAGGACACUGACGGUAUUGAUACCGCGUAUAGGGUGAUUGCCGACCACGUGAGAACUUUGACAUUUGCAAUCUGCGACGGCGGUGUGCCAAAUAACGAAGGCAGAGGCUAUGUGUUGAGAAGAAUCUUGAGGAGAGGAGCGCGUUAUGUUCGUAAAUACAUGAACUAUCCCAUUGGGUCUUUUUUCCUGCAGUUGGUCGACGUUGUGAUUGACCAAAACAAGGCGAUUUUUCCCGAAAUAAGCAGCGGUGCUGCAGACUUGAAAGAGAUCUUGAACGAAGAGGAGCUUUCGUUUGCAAAGACCUUGGACCGUGGUGAAAAAUUGUUUGAACAAUACGCCAUUAUUGCUUCAAAAACUCCCGAGCAGACCUUGUCUGGUAAAGAUGUAUGGAGAUUAUACGAUACAUAUGGGUUCCCCGUGGACUUGACAAGAUUGAUGGCGGAAGAAGCCGGCUUAAAGAUUGAUGAGGAAGGGUUUGAAGUUGCAAAAGAAGCAUCAAGAGAAGCCUCGAAAGGCGCAGGUGCUAAAGACGGUGCGACAUUGGUCAAGUUGGACGUGCACGCGUUAUCUGAGUUGGAUGGCAAAGGUGUGGCCAAGACUGAUGAUGAGGCCAAGUAUGGACUUGACAAUAUCAAGGCCAAAGUUCUUGCAAUUUACGACGGCAGCCUGUUUGUUGAUUCGAUCGAACGGAAGGAGGAGGAGGAGGAGGAUAAUAAUAAUAACGCUGAGGAAAAUGCCGAGGGGAAAGAACAAGUUAUACUGGGACCUAAGCAAUGCGGGAUUUUGUUGGACAAGACGCCGUUUUACGCUGAGCAAGGUGGUCAAGAGUAUGACACUGGUAAACUAGUGAUUGACGGAAAGACCGAGUUUAACGUGGAGAAUGUCCAAGUUUACGGAGGAUAUGUGCUACACACAGGUUAUCUUCUUGAAGGAGGCUUGCGCGUCGGAGACGACGUUGUUGCCGCAUACGACGAAUUAAGAAGGUGGCCAAUCAGGAAUAACCACACAGGUACUCAUGUGUUAAACUACGCCUUAAGAGAGACUCUUGGCGACAGUGUAGACCAAAAAGGAUCCUUGGUUGCCAGAGAAAAGAUGAGAUUUGAUUUUAGUCAUAAGCAAGCGUUGACUCCCAAAGAGUUGGCAAAUGUCGAGGCAGUGUCCAAUCAAUACAUCAGGGACAACAAGCAAGUUUACUACAAAGAUGUCGCCUUGGCAGAGGCAAAGGCAAUCAAUGGGUUGAGAGCUGUGUUUGGCGAGGCAUACCCUGACCCUGUGAGGGUAGUUUCCAUUGGUGUUCCUGUGGAAGAUUUGUUGAGUGACCCCGAAAAUGAGGAAUGGAGAUCCAUCUCCAUCGAAUUCUGUGGUGGUACGCACGUGGCCAAGACGAGCGAAAUCAAAGACUUGGUCAUCAUUGAGGAAUCAGGUAUCGCCAAGGGAAUAAGGAGAAUUGUUGCUGUUACUGGACACGACGCUCAUGCCGUGCAAAGAGCAGCCAAAGAGUUUGAAUCCGAAUUGGAUGCUGCCAAUGCUAUGCCAAACGGAGCUGCCAAGGAAGGCAAAGUGAAGGAGUUGGGAACUGCUUUGAAAAAAUUGACAAUCUCGGUCUUGGACAAGCAAAAGUUGAGCGACAAGUUCAACAAGGUAGACAAAUCUGUCAAGGACAGUUUGAAGCAGAUACAAAAGGAAGAAACCAAGAAAGUGACCGAGUUGGUGAACAAGUGGCUCGACGACAAGGAAAACCCAAAGGCUUAUCUUGUUGCUCGUGUCCCCAUCAGCGCCAACUCCAAAGCCAUCACCGAAGCAUUCAAUCUUGUCAAGAAAAAGGACAAGACAAGAUCAAUUUAUUUAUUCACGGGCGGCGACGACAAGGUUGCACAUGGAUGCUACAUCAGUGACGAGGCCAUUGCCAAGGGAAUAAAUGGAACUGAUUUGGCCGAUGUUGUCAGUGGGAAAGUAGGUGGCAAAGCUGGUGGUAAGGGCAACAUCAUUCAAGGAACUGGGGACAAUUCAGGUGGUAUCGACGAAGCUAUUGACCAAGUGUCAGAGUUAUUUAGACAGAAAUUAUAA